Myzus persicae (green peach aphid) is the source of this 2186-nucleotide messenger RNA. Its product is annotated as hapless 2-like. The transcript has 10 exons. Lineage: Eukaryota; Metazoa; Arthropoda; Insecta; Hemiptera; Aphididae. The coding region runs from base 1 to 2031 and encodes 676 amino acids. The record is from RefSeq and is a predicted model, not a curated record.
AUGUACAAGUUGUACAUUUUGUUUGCUACGUUAAUCGUAAGCAUACCAUUUCAAUGUAAGUGUGAACUUAAAGAUACGAAAACUAAACUUCAAGCAAUUAUAACACCUAUUGACAUGCUAUAUCGAGAUGAAAUAAAUGAUUUAAGCCGCACACCGAUUCGAACCAACCGUUUUAAAGAACGAAGUAAUAUUAAAACCAAAGGAGUCUACAUAACAGAAUAUUUUUCGAAAGACCAAGUGAUAAUUGUCGAUCACGUUUACGAAGCUGUAACAAACAAAGUAACAAAGCUAAUAAAUCCUUAUAUAGUAGUGAUUCAGCAAGACGAAGUACUAGAAUCGUACAAACUAAAACACAUAAAGGCGGUCAACUCUGAAGUGAAGGAAGUUGUGUUCAACAAGGAAUCGACCAACUAUUAUCCUGGCUGCUACGCAGACUCAAAACGAUCUACUUGUCACGCAAUGACUGCGGCCGAUGUCACCCCGAUGCAAUACAGUGAAGGUUUUUGCUGUUCUUGUAAGAUGGCGGUCAAUGUCGAGAGGCAAAUGAAUGACUGUCAAGGACGAAGCCGGUUUAAGCACGUUGCUCACGGGGUUAACGCAUUAAAUGAAGACAUUGAAAUAAUGAUCAGUCAAAUGGUAGACAAUCUUGACUCGGACAACGAGAUAAUUGCAAAUGACACUGUAGGAUCAUCGCAUACUUAUAAGAAACAAAUACGCGGUGGCCAAAACUGUGAAUCCACAAAUACGCCAGGAUAUGUCGACGAAGCUUAUCGAUUCCACGAAAGCAGUCAUUGUUUAAAAUUCAGUGAUUUAUGGUACAACGUGAACAUGUUGGAAUCCGCGUCAUACCAUCAUUCACUUACAAUAAGUGUUUAUGAAAAAUAUACAAUGGAUGAUAUUAAACCAUCGUACAGGAAAAUCAUUUCCAAAGUUAAGUUAAGCAACAAUAACAAGAAUUAUAAAAAUGACGAGUCAAAUGUGCAAGCAAAUUAUGUAGCUUUAACAUUUGGUGAUGAUCAAUACUAUAGUUUAGACAUAAACAAUGAUAGACUUUUAAUACCAGAAAAAGUACCAUCAAUAAUCGAACAUCUUUAUCCACAGUCAACAGACGAUCCGAAAAAAUAUUUAAUUUUAAACGCCAAUAAUAUAAGUAUCAAAGGUGACGAAUGUAAUAAAGUUGGAGUAUCAUAUGAAGCAUUCUUCAAACAAUACAAUAGAUGUGGAGUGAAAAAAUCUAGCUGUUUGAACAACCAACCUUCACAUUUGUGGAAACAUGAUAUGGAUGCAAUCGAGUCAGGAAUUCCAGGGAGUUAUUUUUUAGAAAAUUUUGUUAAAUUUCCACAAAGUGCAAACGUAAUGGAAAAGAUCGACGGUACUGAAACGUUAAAUUUGCAUUAUGAAUUGGAUUAUACUAGUGAAUUAUUUAUUCAUAAGGAAACAAAUUAUAACAGUGUACUUUCAACAAGGUCUCUUAUAGAAAUUGUAGAAAUAUAUUCAGAUGCAACUAAAAUUGAUCAAACUAAGAUAGUUGCAGCGAUUUAUAAUAUUGGAAUGAAGGUCGAAUUAUUCCGAGUGCAGUUAUUAGAUUUUCCAUUAAGCACGAAGAAAAACUGUACUGAGAUUCAAAGUCAUGAUGUGUACAUUUUCCCUUUUCACCGAUACAAUCAUGUUUUUAAUUUCUCUGGACCCCUUAUGGAGUCUAGCAUCAAUUGCACACUGAGAGUAUUGGACAAAUGGAACAAUGUAAUGGCUUGGAGAAAUGUUCUCAUUAGCGAAGCCAACCGCUGUUUUUGUGUGUGGAAUUGCGAAUGCGCUUGUACAACAAUUGAAGAUCAAUUAUUUGCAUCUAACUGUAAAACGAUGUCACAAAAAGCUUAUAAUGGUGCUGGCUUUCGAGGAGCUGUACUUCAAAUGCGUACUUCCUAUCCUAUUUCCAUAUUAAACAUAGUUAAAUUAACAUUUAUUUUUGUAUCAGCAUUUUUCAUCAUACGCUUUUUCAUUGGCACGACUGAAAAAUAUGAUUACGAAUAAAUACAAACCUAAAAAUGUGAAAAUGUAUUACACACAUUUAUAGGAAUAGCAAAAACAAAAAUAAUUGUUAAAAAAUCUAAUAUAUAUUAUUUAAAACAUGAUAAUAUUAUAGGCAGGUGUGUUAAGUCAGUUAGGUAUGCCUUAUUUCUAUGCAU